UUUCUUUUCCGCAUUGCUGGUCACUCCCGAGCUUUCGUUCGUGCACAGCACACACUGCACUCGUUGCAAUCGAUAUUCAAAGCAGCUAAUAAUUAAUAUUCAUUUCUGUCGCCUAUAUAUGUCCGAGGGAUAUAGAAAUAGCAGUAAGCAACGAAAUUACACAUAAUGAAAGAUUCCAUCGUUCUUUUCCAUUCAUUUCAUUUUCCCAUGUUUGAUCUUACUUUUUAUUUGCGAUCUUCUAUUCGCCGCAGCUAAACUUAACACUUACGCGCAUAUAAUAGUUGUGAUGAAGUAAAUUACGAAAAUAUGUUGAAAAUGUACGCUAGUGUAUCUACUGACGAAUUUUUUAACGAUCGUCUUUUUCGCCUUAACAAAACGUUUCUCAAAGUUUAUGGUCGCUGGCCUUAUCAAAGCUUAAAAAUUCGGACGUCGAUUGUAGGUAUCAUGUGGAUUGCUAUAUUGACUGUCGUUAUUCCAGAGGUAAUAUAUUUUAAAGAAGUGAUAGAUGCAAAAAAUUGGAAUAAAGUUGUUGAUUGCUUGACAGCUUUAAUUGCAACAUAUGGAUCAUUUAUUUUUAUUGCGAACAGCAUAGUUCAAUUCGAUAAGAUGACGCAAACGCUUGAAGAGAUGCACAGGAAUUGGAGAAAUGUGGGAGACGAUAAGGAAGUAGCGAUUUUAAGGAAACACGCGAAAACAGGAAAAAUGUUGAUUUUGGUGUAUUUAUGUAAAACAUUUAUAAUAAUACGAUUAGCUCAAAAUAUUAACGUUGCAAUCGAUUAUUCAACAUACAUUUCAGAUCUAUGUACAGGGACGAUUACUUUCUUUUGUACCAUACCAUUCUUUCCUUUUUUUAUGGAUAUUAUUAGUCCUUUGAACGAAUCUCGUCCUGUAACUAACUUACUCCAAGUGCAGUAUUAUGUAGAUGAAGAGCAGUAUUAUAUUCCAAUUUACCUACAUGGUCUACAAGCUGCUCUUGCAGUUGUCUAUACAUUCAUAACGUUUGAUUCAUAUUUCAUCAUGCUCGUAGAGCAUGCUUGCGGCAUGUUUUCUGUACUAGGUUACAAAGUUCAAAGCAUAAGCAGACUAAACUAUGAAACAAUAAUAUUGAAUUCGUGGCGCCAACAUGAGCAGUUUAUAUCAGCUAAACUUGGUGAAACCAUACGGUUUCAUUGGGAUUGUCUUAGGUUUAUCAGCUUAAUUGAAGAUUCUUUAACCAUUGCGUGGCUAUUGCAGCUGUUUUUGAAUAUGAUCAUUAUCAGCGUUUGUGGAGUACAAACAAUUACACGCACUAAUGAGCCCGUGCAUAUGCUACAAUUUUUCAUGAAUACAACGUCUACAGUAUUUCGGUUAUUCUACAUUUGUUGGUCAGGACAAAAAAUAUCAAAUCAUAGUAAUCAGUUUUACAGUAUUUUAAAUAAUAUUCCAUGGUAUGAUUUUCCCCAAAAGUCGAAAAAGUUGCUGUUGCUUAUGAUGUUACGAAGUUCGUCGCCAUGUUACAUUACUGCUGGUAAAAUGUUGUAUUUAAAUUUUGAUACUUAUUGUACGCUCAUGAAAACGUCAAUGUCUUAUUUAACUAUGAUUUUAUCAACUCAAUAAUUUAAAAUUGGAAAAUGUUCAUUUUAUAAAGAAGUGAACCAUACGAAGAAGAAAAAAAUCAUCCAUUUAUGGAUUUUCUAUUCUUUAUUACUCGUCAGAAAUAUUUUGUAGUUACUGAAUAAUAAUCUAUUUUAUGAGCAUUUCAUUUUGUCAGCAUAUCAUUUUACAAUUUAUUCAAGAACACAGAUCUAUAUUUCACCAUAAUAUCUAAUAGCCAACUACGAUAUUUUAAAAAUAUGAAACUAUCUUUGAUAGUAAAAUUGGGUUAUGGUUUGGCGAAAAAAUACAAGAAGAAUCAGUAAAAAUAACAAAAUAACACUAUUUUGCAUCAAUCCGUAAUGACUUGAAACUAUACUCUCAUUCUGAAAAAGAUUUUUAAUUUUCGUCAUUUAUUAAAAUAA
Molecule: messenger RNA, 1997 nt
Organism: Phymastichus coffea
Lineage: Eukaryota; Metazoa; Arthropoda; Insecta; Hymenoptera; Eulophidae
Product: odorant receptor 63a-like
Exons: 8
Coding region: 307-1596 (429 amino acids)
Biological process (GO): sensory perception of smell; detection of chemical stimulus involved in sensory perception of smell
Cellular component (GO): plasma membrane
Molecular function (GO): olfactory receptor activity; odorant binding
Source: RefSeq, a predicted model, not a curated record